CGGAUGUAUGUAUUUCACGCGCCUCGUAGUCAGAUGUCAACGAAGGACGAGAGACUGUGACUUUCAGCUGCUUUCAAUAACGUUGUUCUACGAGUGUAACGUUGCUUUUCACAUCAGCAUGCAGCUUACUCGUUGCGUUGCGAUAAUAAUUCUUCGUUUGCUCGGAUCGAUGGUAGCGGCAAGUUGCGAGGGAUCGAUAACAGUCGCGAAAUGGGGAUCGAUCGAGGGUCGAAGCAUAGAAAAAUACACGUUAAAAAAUAAAUCGGGUCAAGAGGUGGAUAUCGUAACGUACGGUGCAACGAUAACGUCCGUUAGAACGCCGGAUAAACAUGGUAACAUCGCAGACGUUGUUCUGGGCUUUGAUAACAUAGAAGGAUACUUGUCAAAAGACAACCCGUACUUUGGCGCGACCGUAGGAAGAGUCGCGAACCGUAUAGGAGGGGCAGAGUUCGUUCUGAACGGAACGAUAUAUCGUUUGGCUAAGAACUCGGGAAAGAACAGCCUUCACGGUGGUUUCAAGGGUUGGAACUCGAAAAUAUGGAACGCUACGAUUCAAGGCGACCGUCUGGUGCUUUCCUUGUUGUCCGAGGAUGGCGACGAAGGUUAUCCCGGUGCUGCCAUAGCCUCGAUUACCUUCCAGCUAACCACCGACGGAGAAUUACGCAUCGAGAUGAAAGCUUUCGUUACUAAACCAACACCUGUCAACUUGACUAAUCAUAGUUACUUCAAUUUGGCUGGCCAUAAUACUAAUUCGAGCGAACUGUACAAACAUCGAUUCACCUUGAAUGCGGAUCGUUGGACGGUCACCGAUACUGAAAGCAUUCCCACCGGCGAAAUUCGACCGGUCGAAGGUUCCCUCAUGGAUCUUAGAAACUCGACUACGCUUGGAGAUGUGAUCGAUAAAUUACCGGCUGGUGGUUACGAUUACAAUUUUUGCGUAACGAACGCUAAUUCGAAUGAAAAGAAUCUGGUAGCUAAAGUUGAACAUCCGGCUUCUGGAAGACGCUUGGAGGUUUUCUCGAAUCAACCAGGUGUACAGUUUUACACGGCUAAUUUUCUACCCGCACCUGGUACCGCGGGUGUUCAAGGCAAAAAUGGAAGCGCGUAUUUUAAACACGCAGCGUUUUGUUUAGAAACGCAAAACUAUCCGGACGCUGUUAAUCAUGAAAACUUCCCAAAUAGCAUUCUCGAACCUGGGCAAAUCUAUCUCCAUACAGUUGUCUAUAAGUUUGGAGUUGUAGCUUAAAUCAAGCUAUUGGGAAGCAGGUCGUCGACCGAUUUUUGAUAAAAAUAUUAUUAUAAUAAUGUGAUACUAAUUUGGUCUACAACCAAUGUUUAUACAUUUGAAAUACAUGUCUCGAAUUAUAUUCCAACA
This is a messenger RNA of Osmia bicornis bicornis, 1375 nucleotides long. RefSeq names its product galactose mutarotase-like. The transcript is spliced from 5 exons. Lineage: Eukaryota; Metazoa; Arthropoda; Insecta; Hymenoptera; Megachilidae. Bases 8 to 1246 code for a protein of 412 amino acids. Gene Ontology annotation, biological process: beta-D-galactose catabolic process via UDP-galactose, Leloir pathway; glucose metabolic process. Gene Ontology annotation, molecular function: aldose 1-epimerase activity; carbohydrate binding. The record is from RefSeq and is a predicted model, not a curated record.